Molecule: messenger RNA, 1167 nt
Organism: Grosmannia clavigera kw1407
Lineage: Eukaryota; Fungi; Ascomycota; Sordariomycetes; Ophiostomatales; Ophiostomataceae
Product: alcohol dehydrogenase
Exons: 9
Coding region: 1-1167 (388 amino acids)
Molecular function (GO): zinc ion binding; oxidoreductase activity
Source: RefSeq, a predicted model, not a curated record
AUGGCAGCCUCGAAGAUGAAAGCUGUCAACUAUGUUGGCCCUAACGAAGUCCGCGUUGAGGAUGUGGAAUUGCCCAAAAUUGAACACCCUGAUGAUGUUAUUGUAAAGAUCACGACGUCAGCCAUCUGUGGCUCCGACCUUCAUAUGUAUGAGGGGCGAACAGCUGCUAAGCCCGGAAUCACUUUCGGGCAUGAGAACAUGGGCAUUGUCCAGGAAGUCGGAGAUGGCGUCUCUCUGCUCAAGAAGGGUGACCGGAUUGUGUUGCCUUUUAACGUUGCUGACGGACGAUGCCGAAACUGCGAAGAGGGAAAGACAGCGUUCUGUACAGGAGUGAAUCCUGGGUUCGCUGGCGGUGCUUACGGCUAUGUUUCUAUGGGACCAUAUCGCGGAGGCCAGGCGCAAUAUCUUCGGGUCCCCUACGCCGACUUCAAUGCGUUGCAGCUUCCUGCUGGUAAAGAGUUUGAGGCGGACUUUAUCCUCCUAGCAGAUAUUUUCCCUACCGGCUGGCACGGCGUCGAAAUUUCCGGCUUCCGGUCUGGUGAGAGCAUCGCUGUGUUCGGUGCUGGGCCGGUCGGCCUCAUGGCUGCAUACUCGGCAGUCCUGCGUGGAGCAAGCCGCGUCUAUGUUGUGGACCGCGUCCCGGAGCGCCUCCAGGCUGCGACCAAGAUCGGCUGCACCGCGAUCGACUUCUCCAAGGGAGAUCCUGUCGAGCAGAUCACAAAAGCCAACGGCGGGCUGGUGGACCGCUGUGUCGAUGCUGUUGGCUAUCAGGCCAGCAACAGAUCGGGUUCUGGCGAACAGGCCAACAUCGUUCUCGAGAACAUGAUCAGCGUCACGCGUCCCUGUGGCGGCUUGGGCAUUCCAGGACUCUAUGUCCCGAGUGAUCCUGGUGCUGCCGAUGCUGCAACGCGCAACGGAAUGCUUAGCAUCAGCUUCGGCAAACUCUUUGAAAAGGCAAGUAAGGGCCUCACUAUUGGCACAGGACAGUGCAAUGUCAAGUCUUACAACCGUUACCUCCGAGAUCUGAUCAUUUCCGGCAAAGCAAAGCCUAGUUUUGUGGUUUCCCAUGAGAUUUCAAUCAACGACGCCGCAGAUGCGUAUCACAAGUUUGCGAAGCGCAUCGAUGGCUACACCAAAGUGCUCAUUCACCCAAACGGGGACUUUUAG